UGCUGCUUCUGUGCGAGAGCCCCGCCGAGCCGCCGCGCGCUCAGCGCCGGCCCCGCGCUGCGCGAGGAGUGCCCCGCAGACAUGGUGAAGAUGACCAAGUCCAAAACCUUCCAAGCUUAUCUGCCAAACUGCCACCCGCACGUACCAGCUGUGUCCACUGCAGAGCCCCACCUGGCCAAUCCCGACGAGCUCAUUCUCCAAGGCAAGUGCUGUUGUCCCGGCGCGGGGUCCUUUCAGGGAAGCCAGGGCCGCGCCUACCUCUUCAAUUCUGUGGUGAACGUGGGCUGCGGCCCUGCCGAGGAGAGGGUCCUUCUCACCGGCCUGCACGCCGUCGCAGACAUCUACUGUGAGAACUGCAAAACCACGCUCGGGUGGAAAUACGAACACGCCUUUGAAAGCAGUCAGAAAUAUAAGGAAGGGAAAUUUAUCAUUGAGCUUGCCCACAUGAUCAAAGACAAUGGUUGGGAGUAAAGCGAAGGCUUCCUGUUCUCUUCUGAAUCCUGUUUUGCGAGAGACUUUAUUGGAAUGGAAACAGGAGCGUCCUGGAUGACUAUUUCUUGAACUUGAACCUUGCAAGCCUGCCUCUUCCGGCCGUUCCCAUGGGUAAGGCUCCAUUUGGUCUAUGUCCUCUUCAUGUAUGUGGUCGUUUCAGAAACGUUCCAGUGACCCUUUUCUAGUGUCUCAAAUCCUAGAGGAAGAAUUAACCAGC
Myotis lucifugus (little brown bat) is the source of this 709-nucleotide messenger RNA. Its product is annotated as protein yippee-like 1. NCBI's taxonomy places the organism in Eukaryota, Metazoa, Chordata, Mammalia, Chiroptera, Vespertilionidae. The transcript has 4 exons. The record is from RefSeq and is a predicted model, not a curated record. The annotation marks the transcript as partial.